This is a messenger RNA of Psilocybe cubensis, 1761 nucleotides long. RefSeq lists its product as uncharacterized. NCBI's taxonomy places the organism in Eukaryota, Fungi, Basidiomycota, Agaricomycetes, Agaricales, Agrocybaceae. The record is from RefSeq and is a predicted model, not a curated record. The transcript is spliced from 4 exons. The coding region runs from base 1 to 1761 and encodes 586 amino acids.
AUGGUGCGCCAUCACAAAUCUCGUCCUCUAGAUGUGCCCUUUGUACCAGAGCUCAUGGGCUCGACUCCUGGGGUACUUGACCCAACGCAAGCCUCACGUUUAUUGCGCAAACCAAACUCAACGCUCUUAUUCGCCUCCUUCGACCCAAAUAUUGCUGUGCCAUAUAAUAUCUCACAACUUGGUAGCAUGUCACUCAACGACAACAACUGUCGACCAAAGAGGAUCGUGAUCGAAACCAUACCUGGUGUCGGAUCCUUCUGGCGCUGGGUGCCGCGUGCACGCCUUAGAGAGCAUAUACAGGACGAAGGGGGGUUCCCGAGAAUGGUUCGCGUUUGUGGAGAACCAUAUAUUAUCUCACAGGACCAGUGGGACAUAUACAAGCUCGAUCCAUUAUAUGACUGCUUCGUCGACGAUUUCUCAUGCCUGAGCGUUAUAACCAAAAAAGAUUCUCCAAGCUAUGGCAGUUAUAGUUCUGACUACUCUUCAACAUGGCCUGAUUCACGAUGGCAAAAACCUUCGAGUGAUGGCCUGAUAGUUGACGACGAUAUGAUGGAAAUCGACGAAGACAUUGCUCACCAGUCGCUUCCCAAACCUCAAUCACGUUCCAAACGGAAAGUAUCCCCUCGUACAUCGUUCUAUUUCAACUUUGGCAAUAACUCAGAUGGAACAUCCCCUUCAACCACUUCAAAGAGGAAUGCCGAUCUAUCCUUUCAAAACCUCCGCAAUCCAGAGGAAGAAGAAAACGAUUACUUUGAUCAGGAUAACCUUCAUCGAAACACUAAGCAAUUUAUCCCGAAGAUUAGAAAACGUGCCAGGACCAUGUCCCCCACAUCUCAACAGCGAGCUGCAAAUGCUCAUAAAACGAAGUGGAAAAACGCGAAGCAAGCAAGAAUGGAUAGGGAAAAGGCAGAGCGUAUACUCCGCCGCGAACAGGAGUUUGAGCGGGAGAUACUAAGAGAUGUCCCCCCAGCGAAUUUCUCGAGCCCUGAUCAUAAAUUCUGCGGCAUUCCUGAGGAAACUGAAGAAGAGAUGAAUGAACCUCAACCUCAACCAAUGCAGGAACCUGAAGAAGAAGAAGUAGUAGUGGAUAACGAGGAGCAAGCAAACGCUCAACGACUUGCUGAAUCACGUCGUAAAAUGGAAGAAUUGAAUGCCGACCGCGAUCGGCAGAGGCAGCGGGAAAAAAUGCUUCGGGAAGAAAGACAAGAAGGCCGCCGGGCCCAAACUGAGGGUCCUAGCCGCGAGCAGAUUAAGCGACAGAAAGUAGAAGAAGAAGAGCUUCGUCGGCAAGCAGAAGCUAAGCAGAAAGAAGAAUUGAAGCAGGCUAGAUUACGACAAGAACAAAUCCGCCGUCGGGCAGAGCUUAUGGCAGGUUUCCAGGAGGAGCGCGAGGCUCGGCAUCGACAAUGGGAUUACGGACGCUGGGAUCGUGCCCGUGCGAUGGAACGUUAUAGACAUGUUGGCCACUUUUUCGACAAAGCAAGAUUCUCCUGUGAAACCUUACCUCUUACGGUGAUAGAUAUCCCUUGGCCGACACUGCGCCAUCCAAGAGAAAAUACACCACGAGACAUGGACUAUGAAACGGUUACUGAUUUCUUUUUAGGUGCCAAAGAAAUUCUACGCGGUCAAGAAUACAAGGAAGUUAUGAAGUCCAGCUUCCAUCGAUUCCAUCCUGAUAGAUGGAACAGUCGAAAUCUUUACAAUGCUGUUCUUGACGAACAAGAAAGAGAGGAAAUACUCACCGGUAAGCAUCUCUUCUAG